Molecule: messenger RNA, 1496 nt
Organism: Hemicordylus capensis (graceful crag lizard)
Lineage: Eukaryota; Metazoa; Chordata; Lepidosauria; Squamata; Cordylidae
Gene: FETUB
Product: fetuin B
Exons: 7
Coding region: 54-1466 (470 amino acids)
Biological process (GO): binding of sperm to zona pellucida; negative regulation of endopeptidase activity
Cellular component (GO): extracellular region
Molecular function (GO): cysteine-type endopeptidase inhibitor activity; metalloendopeptidase inhibitor activity
Source: RefSeq, a predicted model, not a curated record
GGCCGCUCUAGUUUCUCUUUCCCCCACCCCAGAGUUCCACAGCCAUUUCCAGAAUGGCUUUUUUCAUUUCCCUCCUAAUGGGGAUACAGAUCCUGUCUGCCUUGGCUGGUUACCCACCACCACCUGACCCAGGACAGCUACCUUCUGGUCACUUUGUGUCCCCGGGAUGUAAUGCUUCCAUAGUGCAGACUGCUGCAGAUACAGCUCUUCAGGAUAUCAACCAUGACAGAAGAGAAGGCUACAUUCUUGGUCUUCAGCGAAUCUUUGACGUCCAUGAAUUCCAGAGGGAACAUGAUGGCUCUGUCUUCUAUCUCACCUUGGAUGUUCUAGAAACAGAAUGUCACGUCCUCAGCAGGAAAUAUUGGAAGGAUUGCAACUUUAGACCUGCACAUUUGACAGUCUACGGGCAAUGUAAAAUAAUCAUUUCCAUUGGCAAGAAAAUGCAUCACCUUUAUAACUAUGACUGCGUUUUAGGUCCAGUUUCAGCAAGAGCGAUUUCAAGGAUCUGUCCUGACUGUCCGAGCCCCGGUGACCCAACUCAAGCCAGGUUUCUGGAGGCUGCUAAUGUGACCCUUACCAAGUUCAAUAAAGAGAAUAACCAUAUGCAUUACUUUGCCCUCCUCAAUGUCACCAAAGCAAGUUCACAGUGGGUCAUUGGUCCUUCAGCCUUUGUGGAAUAUACCAUCCAGGAGACGUCUUGCAAAAAGAACGCACCUGUGCCUGAUCUCUCCAACUGCCCGCUCCUCCCAUCUGAAACGGCAGAGACUGGGCUGUGCAGAGGCUCUGUGGUAGUCAGCAGGAUAGACAAUCAGGAAUUUGUCAGAGUAGACUGUGAAUUCUUCAAGCCACAGUCACCUGUGACAGAUGAACAGAAACCGCAGCGUGGAAAGGAUGGGCAUCACAAUGAGGAUGAAAGCCAUGAGGAUGGCCAUCAAGGUCACUCAAGAGGGAAGGGACAAAAUCAUCGCCAUCCUCAUCCCCACCACCGCCAUCCUCACCACCAACACCACAGCCAUGACCACAAGCACCAUGAUAAUCAUUCACAUGAGCAUGAAGAACAUCCACAACAUCCACCUUCCGUUUCUCACACUUCAUCCGAGCAGGAGAAAUCAGUGGGCCGGGUGAUCGUUCUUCCUCCUUCAAGCAGCCACCCCUCUCUCCACUCCUUGCCAGAAAUUGAACCCGAGCAAUUAGAUGGCAAACCUGUUCCUCCUGAACAGAACCCCAACCUCCCUGAUAUUCACAGUGCUCCUGAGGAGGGACACCCUCGACCAGGCAAGCCACCAGGCCGGCCAGGCUUCACUAAGCCCACCAGGCCGGACGUGCCUCCAUUCCCAACUGGGUUUUCACACUCUGAAACAUGUCCAGGAAACACCACCAUUGAGGUUAUAGGAGUUACACUGCCCCCAAGGCCUGCUGGAGUACCACCCUCAGUAGCCACUGUGCUCCCAAAAUUGAAAGAAUAAUGUAGAAUAAAGGAAAUCUACUCAACCUGA